Molecule: messenger RNA, 1602 nt
Organism: Triticum dicoccoides
Lineage: Eukaryota; Viridiplantae; Streptophyta; Magnoliopsida; Poales; Poaceae
Exons: 2
Coding region: 540-1391 (283 amino acids)
Source: RefSeq, a predicted model, not a curated record
CCUACCCUACCGGUGCCCGCGGUCGCCCUCCUAUGCUUGUCCUCUUCUUUCCGCCCGCUUGCUUUUGGUCACUCCAACACGGCCAGCUUAGCUUCCGCUUGAGCCCAAGCAAAAGGGAAAGAAAGAAAGGAAGGAUGAAAUGGCAGACACACUGCCUACUGCCAGUAUUUUACUGCACCUGAGUACUACUACUACUACUACCUGACUACUGAAGGAAGGGGGCACCUGCACUUCGUUGUUCUUCUUCGCUGCUGCGAUUGAGCUGGUGGUAUCUUCUUCUACAUCUCGUUGAGAGAGAUUCCAGGUCCACGAACAGGGGUUACAUCUUGCGGGGCAAAUCUUUGUGCUACAGAUGCGGUUCUGACGGAUCACUACCAUUUUUCAGACCUCAAAGCAUGAAGAUGUUCUGCAUCCGACCCAGCAGAACACGCUCCUGCGCGUGACCGGGCGUCAACCAAAACAGGGCGGUUGCGCUCGCUGCACACCUGGUGUUCGGCGAAAAGCCGCAAAGGCGUGGGCUGCAGCUCGCAACCGUCGCCAUGAGAGAUCUCGCGUCCUGCCUCAGCCAAACCGGCGUUCAAGUCGCCCACCCCUCCUCCUCAAGCGCCCAGAGCAUGGUGCAGUGCGCCUACCUGGCCCGCCUGCGCGGCAAAUCCUGCAGGGUCACCGUCACCUGGAGCAGGGCGGCCAUGGGGCAGGCUCUGGCCGUCGCCGUCCACGAUUCCUCGGGCCGUUGCCUCUGCAAGACAGAGAUAAAGCCAUGGCUCUUCUCCAAGAGGAAAGGCUCCAAGGCCAUGGAGGUGGACGGCGGCGCCCUGGACAUCCUCUGGGACCUCUCCUCGGCCAAGUUUGCGGGUGGGCCGGAGCCGCUCCAAGGAUACUAUGUUGCUCUCAUCUUUGAUCUCGAGGCUGUCCUUGUGCUCGGGGACAUGCCCAGGGUGGGGGAUCACAAGGCGUCUUCGGAUGCUUUACCUUGUGAUGCAGCCAUGAUAGCCAGGAAGGAGCACACGUACGGGAAGAAGGUGUACUGCACAAAGGCUCGGUUUUCGGACAUUGGUCAGCAUCAUCAUAUCACCAUAGAAUGUGACACGUCAGGGACGAAGGAUCCAAGCCUGGAGAUCAGGAUUGGGAAGAAGAGAGUGCUGCAGGUAAAGAGGCUUGCAUGGAAGUUCAGAGGAAACCAGACGUUCUAUGUUGAUGGCCUGCCCGUGGAGGUGCUCUGGGAUGUGCACGAUUGGCUAUUUGGUCCGUCGAAUGGAUGCGCUGUGUUCUUGUUUCAGUCAGGCCGAUCCAUGGAGAAGUUUUUGUCAAGGCCAUCCUCACAGGAUGAAAAGGAGCGUCAAGUGCAUCGAUUUGGUUUUACUUUGAUACUUCACGCAUGGAAGGUUUAGUAGCAAAAGCGCGAUGGCAGAUUUCUUCGAUACUCUACAUCGGAUGAACGAAUCCUAACAGUUGAAUAUAGGAUCUAGCAAGCCUAACAAAACCUUGUGCAAGUUUUCAUGUUUCUUAGUUGUUUGUUCUAGUUCUAGUGGUGGUUAGCAAGUUGGGUUUUGAUCUAUCCAUAUGAUUUGGCAAUGCCAAUGAGUGGUGGAAUGCUUGGCU